This is a messenger RNA of Cynara cardunculus var. scolymus (artichoke), 1566 nucleotides long. RefSeq names its product spermidine coumaroyl-CoA acyltransferase. Bases 1 to 1332 code for a protein of 443 amino acids. The transcript is spliced from 2 exons. The record is from RefSeq and is a predicted model, not a curated record. Lineage: Eukaryota; Viridiplantae; Streptophyta; Magnoliopsida; Asterales; Asteraceae.
AUGGAUGUCAAAAUCUCACAACCCACCACCGUCUACCCCUCUCAGCAACCCUUCACCGAUGACCACAUCCUCCCCCUCUCCCACCUCGAUACCGAUCGCAACAUGAAUGUUCCAUUCCGUUACGUCCGAGCCUACGCUGCCGCCAACCACCAUCAUCCCCACCCCUUUGAUGUAAUCACCGUCGCUCUCUCCACCGCCCUCGUCAAAUACUACCCAUACACCGGCUCUCUCCACCGCCGCAAAUUCGACGGCCGGUUUGAGCUCCAUUGCAAGGUUGGCGGCGGAGUCACGGUCAUUCCAGCCACCGUCGACUCUCCAUUGAGCUCCGUCAGCUACCUUGACGAUGCAGAUGAGGAAUUCAUUGAGUUGUUAGUUCCAAACCCGGAUCAACAAACCCGGCUGACCCAUCCGUUGAUGUUACAGGUGACCCGGUUUAGUUGUGGCGGGUAUACACUCGGAGCAUCGGUGCACCAUGUGCUGUGUGAUGGGCUUGGGGCAACCUUAUUUUUCAAUGCUAUGGCUGAGCUUGCUCGAGGGGCGGGUGAGGUGACGGUUGAACCGGUUUGGGACCGAUCAAAGUUGCUGGGACCUAGAGAACCGGCUAGAAUUGUCUUUCCAAUUGAAGAGGUUUUAUGUUUGGAUAAGGACUUUGUGCCUUACUCGGAGUUGGAUGAAAAGGUGGUUAGGGAGUGCUUUCAUGUGAAAGAUGAGUGGUUGGACCGGUUUAAAAUUUUACUUCAAGAACGGUCCGGUUUGAGCUUCACCACUUUUGAAGCUUUGGGAGCUUUUCUAUGGCAAGCAAGGGUGAAAGCCUCAAAAUUUCCUAGAGAAGAGAAGGUGAAAUUUGCAUACGCAAUCAACAUAAGGAAGCUGGUGAAGCCCCCACUGCCAGCCGGUUAUUGGGGGAACGGCUGCGUUCCAAUGUACGUACAACUCACAGCCGGAGAACUGACGGAGAGACCCAUUUGGGAAACUGCCGAAAUGAUCAAAAAGAGCAAGAGAAAUGCCACCAACGAGUAUGUCCACUCGUUCAUCGAUUUCCAAGAGCUAAAUUACGAAAAAGGGAUCAAUGCUGGCAAAAGGGUUAGUGCAUUUACUGACUGGAGGCACUUGGGCCAUUCAACGGUUGACUUCGGCUGGGGAGGUCCCGUCACGGUCAUACCACUCUCAAGGAACCUUCUCGGGAGCGUUGAACCGUGUUUCUUCUUGCCUUAUUCAGAGGCAAGCCAGGGAAAGAAAGAUGGGUUCAAGGUGUUGUUGUAUCUCCAAGCGAAUGCGGUUAUUGGUUUCCGGGGGGAGAUGGAAAAGUUUGGUAGCAUGGAGUAUGCGUAGUAUAUAAUGGGUCAAUUUUUAUUACUAUCCUUUUGAUUCUGUAGAAUACAGGGGGGUUGUGAAUCAUUUGCACCCAACGGUCUACAGGUAUUAGAAAAGCAAAUCUACGAUAGAGAUUCAACAACCGUACGUGGUUGGACGGCGUAUUCAACCACACAAUGACUCUUGUCCCAUGGAUAACGUAAUAAAUUGUUGAACAGUUGGCUGUAAAUGAGUUUCAUAUGUAUAAAAUUU